AUGACUUCGCAAUCAGUUAAUGUUGCUGAAACUUACAAACAAAUCACAGAGGCCGAGAAGCAGGCCCUGGCACUUGAGAGAAUGCUCGAUGACUUAGAUACCAAGAUGGAUUCUAUCUUGGAUGAAAUCAAACAAAAUGAUAAAGAGCGAAGAGAACAACUUGACAGAAACUCAUUCUCUCAGGAUGCUCAACCAAGUUCGGACAAGAAUGCCCUAUAA
Sungouiella intermedia is the source of this 219-nucleotide messenger RNA. Lineage: Eukaryota; Fungi; Ascomycota; Pichiomycetes; Serinales; Metschnikowiaceae. The record is from the annotation of a GenBank genome assembly.